AUGGAGAAUGACGUGGUAGCUCAGUUCACCGAAAUUACCGGCUCCACGCCGGAGCUGGCUAUACAGUACCUGCAGAUCACCGAGUUCCAAAUUGAGCAGGCCAUGCAGCUUUACUUUGAAAGUGGAGGUGCACCCUUGACUGGUGAACCUUCUCAACCUUCUCGUCGGUCUGGGAUCCCAGACGAUUCCGAGGUGGUGAAUAUUGACUCGGACACUGAUGACGAUACCCCCAACACUCCGUCCCGCCAACAUUCGAUGACGACGAGGCUAUGGCCCGACGCCUUCAGGAGGAAAUGUAUGGCGGCCCAGGUGGUCCAGAUAAUGAAGAUGAAGUUAGAGCGCCGUUGGCUCGGACAACAGAGACUUUGGUGGGGCCCGGCGCGGACUAUGACAGUGGCGAAGACAUGCACGCCAAUAUUCUCAGUCAACUACGAGCUCGUAACCGAGGAGGUGGGUCGAGCCGGAAUCUUCAAUCAGCGAGAGCCAUCUUCGAUAUGGACCGGUGGUGAUGAAACCCGUCGCGAAGAACUCUCUGCCGUUACUGGGGGCGCGUCGGAUGCGUCAUCUAAAUCCAAUAUGCUCGCCGAAAUGUACCGUCCUCCCUUCGAGAUCAUGUCACGACUGCCUUGGGAUGUGGCUCGCGACGAGGGAAAGGAGACCGAGAAAUGGCUGCUUGUCAAUGUCCAGGAUGCAUCAGUCUUUGACUGUCAGGUUCUGAACCGCGAUUUGUGGAAGGACCGUGGGGUGCAAGAUACCGUCAAGGAGCAUUUCAUCUUCCUGCAGUACUCGAAAGAUGACCCCCGCGCGUCUUCCUACCUCCAAUACUACUUCCAGGGAAGCGACGUCUCCGACAAUUACCCCCACAUUGCUAUUGUUGACCCUCGCACUGGUGAACAAAUGAAGAUCUGGUCCGGACCGCCUUUGGUCAAGCCUGCCGACUUUCUCAUGCAACUUCACGAAUUCCUCGAUCGCUACAGCUUGAACCACAAUGUGCGCAACCCUGUGGCCAAGCGCAAAUCCGACAAGAAAGACAAGAGCGUUGAUGCCAUGACCGAGGAGGAGAUGAUGGAGAUGGCAAUGAGAAACAGUCUUGGGGGUGCAGCAGAAGCUGGUCCGACGCUCGAAGACCCUGAUGAUUUGACACGCAGUACGGACAAUGUUAAGGGCAAGGGCAGGGCUUCCGGUGAGGAAGAUGUCGUCAUGGACGAACCGGAGCCAGCUGCCGCAGCCUCCCCAUUCGCGUCCAUUCCCAGCGAUCAACCGCACACCGAACCUGCUGCGGACCCGGCCACAACUACGCGCAUUCAGUUCCGACACCCGUCUGGCAGAGUUAUUCGACGCUUUUUGCUGUCGGAUCCCGUUCAGAGAAUCUAUGAAUGGCUCAAGGCCGAUCCUCCCUUGGAAGACAAGGCCGGGGUCGAGUUUGACCUAAAUAGCAUGGGGCGCAAUCUCAUUGAUCAACUUAACACCAGCAUUGCAGAUGCAGGACUGAAGAAUGGCACGGUGAUGAUUGGAUAUCUGGAAGAGUAA
This is a messenger RNA of Penicillium robsamsonii, 1530 nucleotides long. RefSeq names its product DNA-protein crosslink repair co-factor UBX5. Gene Ontology annotation, cellular component: nucleus. NCBI's taxonomy places the organism in Eukaryota, Fungi, Ascomycota, Eurotiomycetes, Eurotiales, Aspergillaceae. Gene Ontology annotation, molecular function: ubiquitin binding. Gene Ontology annotation, biological process: proteasome-mediated ubiquitin-dependent protein catabolic process. The record is from RefSeq and is a predicted model, not a curated record. The transcript has 2 exons. The coding region runs from base 1 to 1530 and encodes 509 amino acids.